UCUCAUAUCUGUAACUGAGGUGAAGCUUGAGGAAAGAGGAAGAAAGGUUGAAGCUUUGAAGGUUGAAGAUGUCGCUGGUAUGGAUGGAAGCGAUGCUUCCGCUCGGAAUCAUCGCCGGAAUGCUGUGCGUGAUGGGAAAUGCUCAGUACUAUAUUCACAGAGCCGCGCAUGGCCGGCCGAAGCAUAUCGGAAACGACAUGUGGGAUGUGGCCAUGGAAAGAAGGGACAAGAAGCUCAUCGAGCAGGCCACUGCUCCUUCUUCUUCUAAUUAGUUCCGGAACGUUUGUGAAUGGAAGCAUGAGAAGAAAUAAAGUCAGCAAUCCACUAUGAAGGAACCUAGAGCAACUCCAAUGACAAAUAUUUUCAUUGUAUGCGAAUUUGCACAAGCUGUUAACAGUUCAUGGAAAAGUUUAUGUACUCCAGUGAUUUACUUUUUAAUGUUAAAUGUUUGACUGAGCUUUGUGUGGUGAUGGGAAUGUUUGUUAUGCAGUUAUUUCAUUUAAUAGCAGAGAAUCUGUUUGUAA
Messenger RNA from Rosa rugosa (rugosa rose), 524 nucleotides. Its product is annotated as NADH dehydrogenase [ubiquinone] 1 alpha subcomplex subunit 1. Bases 69 to 272 code for a protein of 67 amino acids. The transcript is spliced from 3 exons. The record is from RefSeq and is a predicted model, not a curated record. NCBI's taxonomy places the organism in Eukaryota, Viridiplantae, Streptophyta, Magnoliopsida, Rosales, Rosaceae.